AUGGGUACUGCAGCAUCGAGUUCUGCUUUGGAGAAGAGUUACGAACUUCCAGAUGGUCAAGUUAUCACCAUUGGUAAUGAACGAUUCAGAUGUCCGGAAGCUCUUCUCCAACCUAGUUUCCUGGGGAUGGAAUCCGCCGGUAUUCAUGAGACCACUUACAACUCCAUCAUGAAGUGUGAUGUAGAUAUACGAAAGGAUUUGUAUGCAAACACAGUAUUGUCAGGUGGAAGUACAAUGUAUCCCGGUAUUGCUGACCGUAUGCAAAAGGAGAUUAGUGCUCUAGCCCCCAGUACUAUGAAGAUCAAGAUAGUUGCACCACCUGAGAGGAAGUACUCUGUAUGGAUUGGUGGUUCUAUUUUGGCUUCAUUAUCAACAUUCCAACAGAUGUGGAUUUCCAAACAGGAAUAUGAUGAAUCUGGUCCCGGUAUUGUUCAUCGCAAAUGCUUUUAA
Molecule: messenger RNA, 450 nt
Organism: Schistosoma bovis
Lineage: Eukaryota; Metazoa; Platyhelminthes; Trematoda; Strigeidida; Schistosomatidae
Source: the annotation of a GenBank genome assembly